AGUGGGGCUGUCGGGGUCUCUGAGGCUGGUACAGGGGCGGCGCAGGCGCAUUGAGGAGUUAGACAAGUUCCCCGUGGGCUACGAUCAUGGCAUCCUGGCUACCUGCUCUCCUCUCUCUCUGCUUCCUAUACUGCAGCCAUGGGGCUGCCGGGGGACUCCGGAGAGGCUCUGCCGACUCGUGUGGAACUAAGGGAAUGUCUCCGCUCAACAAGAACAGUGGUCUCCCAAAUAUCACCUUCCGAUACGAUAAUUGCACAUCUUCCUUUAAUUUUGUGGGAAAACAUCUGAUUGCUGACGUCCAGAACAUCUCGAUCAGUCAGUACGCAUGUAAUGACCAAGUGGCAGUGUCUGUUCUCUGGACUCCAAAUGCUAUAGGCAUCGAAUACCUGAAAGGAUUCCGCGUUGUGUUGGAAGAGCUGAAGUCAGAGGGGAGACUUUGUCAGCAGAUGGUGCUAAAGGACCCUAGACAGCUUAAUGGCACUUUUAAAAAAGUCGUAUUGGAAACCCAACCAUUUAUGAACCUGAAAUUUGAAACUGAUUACUUUGUUAAAAUUACUCCAUUUCCUUCUGUCAAAAAUGAAAGCAACUACCAUCCAUUUUUCUUCAGGACACGCACUUGUGAGACAUUGUUACAGCCGGACAGUUUAACCUGCAAACCAUAUUGGAGGCCAAAAAAUGUGACUGUGACUCAACAAGGCAUCAGCAUUCAAGUGUCCUUCGACCACGCUCCCUACUCCUUUGGUUUUCACAGCUAUCACGUGAAUUAUAAGCCUAAACACGACUCUUCCUUUAAACAAAAGAUCUGCAGACAGGUGCUAAAUACAGAUUAUUCAACCUGUCUGCUCCAAAAUGUAUCUCCUGGGGAUUACGUGAUUGAGCUUAUAGACGAUUCAAACACGACAAGGAAAUCCAUGCAGUACACAUUAAAACCAGUUCAUUCUCCUUGGGCCGGUCCGAUAAGGGCUAUUGCCAUCACCGUUCCGUUGGUCAUCAUAUCUGCCUUUGCCACACUGUUCACCGUAAUGUGCAGGAAAAAACAACAAGAAAAUAUCUACUCCCACCUCGAUGAAGAAAGCUCAGAAUCUUCAACAUACGCUGGAGCUCAUCAUGUUGAAAAACCAAGGCCGCGGCCAAGGGUCCUUAUUUGUUAUUCCAAUAAAGAUUGCCAAAAGCACAUAAACGUGAUUCAGUGCUUUGCCUACUUUCUGCAGGAUUUCUGUGGAUGUGAAGUUUCUUUAGACUUGUGGGAGAACCUGAAGAUUUGCAAAGAGGGACAGAAGGAGUGGCUAAAACAGAAGAUCAAGGAGGUUCAGUAUAUCCUGAUUGUCUGUUCCAAAGGGAUGAAAUAUUUUGUGGAAAAGAAGAAGAAAAAGCACAAGGGGGUGAGCUUCGAGGCUGGCACAGGGGAGCUCUUUGUAAGUGCCAUGUCCAUGAUCUCUGAGAAACUGACCAAAGCCCAGGACUGUUCAGAUGACCUUUCCAAAUUCAUCACUGUGUACUUUGAUUACUCCAAUGAAAAUGACAUCCUCUGCAUCCUUGAGCCUACAAAGAAAUAUAAACUAAUGGACCACCUUCCACAACUAUACUAUCACUUGUAUUCCAAGGAGUUGGCAAACCAUGAUCCGGAUCAGUACCCAACGAACAUCAGCAAAAGAAACUACUUCCGCAGCAAAUCUGGACGUGCUCUAUACGUUGCGAUCUGCAACAUGCACCAGUAUAUAGAUCAAGAACCCGACUGGUUUGAGAAACAAUACGUUCCUUCCCAUCCCCAGACUCUUCACCACCACGAACCAGUUAUGGAAAAAUUUGACUCUGGAUUGGUUCUUAAUGAUGUAACUGGGAAACCUGUAGCAGAAACCGAUAUUUCUGUGAAAGCAGACAUCGUGGUGCCUGGGAACAUUCAAGCUGCUCAGAAUAAGACUGUUGCUGAUGCAGAAGAUACCGAAAUUCAGGAUUCACUUGCUGGUAACUGCGUCUUUCACCCAGUAUUACACUCCGUCAAAGUCGUCAACCAGGCUGACAUGCCUAGGGAUUCUGGAAUUUAUGACUCUUCGGUUCCUUCCUCAGAACUGUCAUUACCUUUAAUGGAUGGACUAUCCACGGACCACGUAGAAACCUCUUCUAUUGCAGAAAGUGUUUCUUCGUCAUCAGGAUUAGGAGAAGAGGAGCCCUCUAUCCCUAAAUCAGUGGUGUAUGGAGUGUGUAAAGCAGAGCUUCACUGCCACAACCACCCCGAUGAGCUGCCAGCAAUCGCACCGUUGUAGCCUAGUCAUGUGGUUAACCUUUUAUCUGCCAGAAGGACCUGCCAAACCAGCCCUCCCCAUGGCAGUGAAUGUGUUAAUAUGCAUUGCCACUUUAAGAGACAGGUCCUGACCAUACUUGAAAAGAAGAAAAGAACAAGAAAACAAAAACCCUUGUUGAAAAGCUUGGGACCGUUUGAUAAACUAGCAAAAUCAGCUUCUGGACUUUUAGAUUGCCAAUCUUGUUACAACACAUUAUUCAUGAAAGAGAAUAGUUCCUAUCGUCUAGGACCCCCAUAAUAUGCACAUUCAUAACAAAACCGUUCUGCUAUGGAUGGUGCUCCUCCACAGUUUAGACUUGUUCAGCCAAUAUAUUCCCUGACAAAUCGCCUGACUGCCAUGGAAGGAUUCAAUUUUGAAAGUGAGGCCUUUGUUAGGCUUUGUCCCUAAAAUGGAUAGAUGCAGUGCACUUUGAAACAACGGGAGUAUUUCGACAGAAUCACCCGAGAUUCCGGAAGACUCAAACGCAUGUCCAUACCAUAUCAUUGUUCCAUUUUAGUCAAGUAUCUUCUAAUUCUGUACCACUGUGGCAAAUGUAGUCCCAGACAAGAAUGAUUGUGUUAUAUAAUACAAAGUACUAUAAUAAUGCAGCAGAACAAAACACAGAUUUAUUACAUCAUUUUAUUUUAUCUGGUGAAACUUUGCAUUCGUUAAUAGAGCAUUACAUGUUGUCUACUUGCCGUGUUAUCGUUUUUGAGAUAAUACGAACUUUACCUGUGUAGAGUUUCUGCACUAUUUUAUUGCUCAGUGUAGAUUUAUUCAUCAACAUUUGUAUUUCAAUCCCCUACGCUCUCGCCUCCCUCACUUGGUGUAUGUUACUUUCAUCUGUAAUGAGAUUGUCCUCCUCAUUUGCAUUUGCUCUCCCACGAGCUCUCCUACAAACUAUACCACUGGAGCUAUUUUUCACUCCUACAGUCAAAUUCUUACCAUCAAACUGUUUAACUGUUCCCUAAUAGCCAUUUGUCAUCCAGUACCAAUAUUUCCAACCCCCCCAACACAUGCUCUCGUUACCCCAAGCCACUUCCCUUUCGUAAUAUCGACACAUUCCAUUCCUUAUUUUAUCAGUGUCAUGUCACGUGUUCUUCUUAGCCACUGUAGAUUGCGCCCACCCAGUAUUAACAUCCUCUUCCUCUCACGCCACAUUAUCACCAUAACCUGAACUGCAUUAAAUUACCUCCAUCCCACAGUCACAUUAAAUGAAUUCUCACCUAUAACCACUACACAGAGCUAAAUCCUGUCACUUCUUAACCCCCAUUGGUACUAUUUCCCAAAAGACACAACUGUGCAUGUUCCAACAGCCGACACUGUAAUGAGUUUUGUGUGAGGCCUAUUGAGUGUCAGUACAAUAGUAAUAGCAU
Messenger RNA from Pelobates fuscus (common spadefoot toad), 3658 nucleotides. RefSeq names its product interleukin 17 receptor D (gene IL17RD). The transcript has 13 exons. Bases 87 to 2264 code for a protein of 725 amino acids. The record is from RefSeq and is a predicted model, not a curated record. Gene Ontology annotation, molecular function: interleukin-17 receptor activity. Lineage: Eukaryota; Metazoa; Chordata; Amphibia; Anura; Pelobatidae.